This is a messenger RNA of Mytilus californianus (California mussel), 5278 nucleotides long. RefSeq names its product serine/threonine-protein kinase ULK3-like. The transcript is spliced from 2 exons. Gene Ontology annotation, molecular function: protein serine/threonine kinase activity; ATP binding. Gene Ontology annotation, biological process: autophagy; autophagosome organization; peptidyl-serine phosphorylation. The coding region runs from base 87 to 1550 and encodes 487 amino acids. The record is from RefSeq and is a predicted model, not a curated record. Gene Ontology annotation, cellular component: cytoplasm; autophagosome. Lineage: Eukaryota; Metazoa; Mollusca; Bivalvia; Mytilida; Mytilidae.
ACGAAACCGGUUCAGGAAACCUUUUCUCACAUAAUUAUUACACAGUUUUGUUUUUGUCAUGAUAUAUUUUUGAUGGUAGAAGGACAAUGUCCAGACCAAGCAGCUCAAGACCAUGUUCAGCAAGGACUAAUACUGUGAAUCUUUUCCCAUCUCUUAAAGGGUUUGUUUUCACAGAAAAGCUUGGAAGUGGAACAUAUGCCACUGUUUACAAAGCUUAUAAGAAGACUGGAGGCAGAGAUGUUGUUGCUAUUAAAUGUGUUCUGAAGAGUAGCUUAAAUAAAGCUUCAACGGAAAAUUUACUCAGAGAAAUUGAAUUACUUAAGAAACUUAAGCAUGAAAAUAUUGUGGAAUUAUAUGAUUUUCAGUGGGACGAAAAAUACAUAUUUCUUAUUAUGGAGUUUUGCAGUGGAGGUGAUUUAUCUAGAUUUAUUAGGUCAAAAAGAACGUUACCGGAAAGAGUUGUUAAGAAAUUUUUGAAACAGCUUGUAAGUGCCAUGUUAUAUUUGCGAGAACACAAUGUUGCUCACAUGGACCUAAAACCACAGAAUGUGUUAUUGACAUCAGCUUCAAAUCCAACUGUUAAAAUUGCUGAUUUUGGUUUUGCUAAACAUAUGUUUGAUGGAGACAAAGAAAGUGUUAUGAAAGGAUCACCGUUAUACAUGGCUCCAGAGAUUAUUUGUCAGAAAACGUAUGAUGCACGAGUUGAUCUCUGGUCUAUUGGAGUAAUUUUGUAUGAAUGUUUAUUUGGGAGAGCACCAUUCGCUUCAAAAUCAUUCCAAGAACUUGGGGCAAAGAUUUGGAAUGACAAGCCUGUUGAGUUGCCAUAUGGUGUAAGUGUAGGUGAAGAUUGUGGAGACCUUAUAACUAGACUGUUGCAAAGGGAUCCAGAUAAACGCAUAACUUAUGAAGAGCUGGCCAAACAUUCCUUUAUUGAUAUAGAACAUUUACCUUCAUCAUCAAGUCUUCAGAAAGCAGUUUCAGUUGUAAAAGAUGCUGUCACUGAAGAUACCAAGGGAAAUUAUAGCAACGCCAUAAGACUUUACUGUAAAUCACUAGAAUAUUUCAUGCCAGCCAUACAUCAUGAAAAGUGCGAGAACAAGAAAGAGGCACUCAGAAAAAAGGUAAAGGAGUAUAUGAAUAGAGCAGAAGAACUUAAGAAGAUGAUAAGACCCAAAAAAGAUUCUGAAAUGAGAAGAAGCGUUUCAUCAGAUCCUAUGGAAGAGCUUUUGGAUUUAUCAAAAGAUGACGAAGAGCUUCAAGCAGCACUUAAAGUUAUCAAAGCUGCAGAAAUGGAGGAAUCAAAUGAAGAAUAUGAACGAGCAUUAACACAUUAUGAACUUGGUUUAAAGACUGUUAUCACAUAUUUAAAGGAAGACUCUAAUAGUAGGAGAAAAAAGUUACUAUCAAAACAGGCAAGUGUAUGGAUGUCUGAAGCUGAAAAAAUAAAAUCCUUUUUAGAUGUUAGUCUGUUAAAUACAAAUGACACAUCAGGUCAGGAGGAGAUGGAAGAAAAUGAACACUUACAAACUGGUACCUGCAAUUUACAGUGAAUAUUUUAAGGAAAGGAUUGCAGAAAUUAUAUUUAUAUUUUCUGUUCAAAUAUUUGCACAUAAUUAUAAGAAUUAGGGAGCAUCCAUUUGAUUUUUAGUGGUCAACAGAAGUGAUCUCAGUUUCAAGGUUUUUUCAUGCCUCUUUGAAACUACUAUGAGCUCACUGGUACAAGUUCAAGAGCUUUAACAACACUUGUUGGUAAUUUUCCAUAUGGAAUAGAUAUAAGAAGAUGUGGUAUGAGUGCCAAUGAGACAACUCUCCAUCCAAGUCAAAAUUUAUAAAAGUAAACCAUUAUAGGUCAAAGUACGGUCUUCAACACGGAGCCUUGGCCUCACACCAAACAGCAAGCUAUAAAGGGCCCCAAAAAUUACUAGUGUAAAACCAUUCAAACAAGAAAACUAACGGUCUAACUUAUUUAAUUCAUAGGUUAUCAAUGUUUACUUAAUUCCUUUGACUGUCAUCUAGUAUCAAACCAACAUGGCCACUGUUACUAAAUUUAGAACAUACAUGAGGGUCUGGAUGGGGUUUACAGAAUAGAAAAUAAUGGGCAAAGAGUGCAGAAUAAAGGGCAAAAAAUAAAGAAUAGGGAAAAAUAGACCAAAAAAAUAAAAAAUAAACAAUCUGAUUAUUUUUGUAUUUGUGUUCAAUCAUGACCUUUCUUUUUUACUAUGACUUUUUAUAUCUCUUCUUUGUCCUUUAGAAUUUAAAUUGCUGCUCCCUUAGUUACACCAUUUUGUAACAAUUAAUGUUUAUGGUUUCAAAAUGCAUACAAGUUAUUUAUUUAAAUUAUUACAAUCAGUCUGUGAUUCCAAGAGUGCCAUUUAUGUUUUAAUUUUAGCUAGUACUUUUUAGUAGUAAUUGACAUAUUUUGAAAUAAAAUGAUAAUGUUAUGGUGAUGGUUUGAGAAAAAGAGAUUUCUGUAUGUACAACUUGUGUUUGUUUAAUAAUCUUCAUAAAGUAUGCUCAUGAUCAAAAGCUUGGAAGCAAGAAAUGUAAAAUAUUUAAGAUUCUAGAAGGCAACAGGAUCUAAAUUCAAACUCCCAUAUUGCCUAAGGUUAACUUUGCCUUCAAGGCAGACUGAGUUAACAUUACAGCCUUACUUUUAGAGGUAGUACAAAUUUCAGGACUUUGACUAAAGAAGCAGAAAUUUGAAUUUGUAUAGAACAUUCAAACGUUAAAAAAUCAAAAAUUUAUCAUUGAAUAUUUUAAAAACUGUAGGAAAAAUUGUAAUUGAAUUUUGUAAAAGUUAAGUUGGAGCUUGAGUAUCUAAAACAGUUUAGAAUAUUGCUGUGUUCAUGGUGUUAUCAGAACUUGAAACAUUAAUGACGCAUUAACUGUAUCUUUACACAACUUUUUUUCUAAUUGAAAUUGGUAGACAAGAUGGUGCUAAUUAGCAUCUCUAAAAAAGGUGCAUGUUAUAAAUUAGUGCAUAAUUCUGAUUUUGGUGAUAAGCACCUGUCAAGAUACUUUUGUUAAGUCAUAGAAAAGAAUUUUUUACAGUAAUCUGGUACUGUAGAUAAUUAACAUAAUUUGUUGUUAAAGUGUCAGAAAAUUACAUGGAAAUUACUAGGGAAGAGAUUUUCUGUUCUUAGAUUACAUUUAUUUGCAGUUUAAUGACUGUAUGAUAAAAGUUCAAGGUUUAUAGAUUUAUAAAAGAAAAGUUACACGGUUUUACUUUUGGUACAUGUAUUUGCAAAACGUAUGUUCAUGAGUUUUUGUGUUAUUGUACGCAGAUGAUACAGUGUUAUUUUCUGAUAAUGCAUCUGAUCUACAGUUGCAAUUAGAUAUAUUCCAUGAUUAUUGCAGAACCUGGAAAUUGAAAGUAAACACUAGUAAAACUAAGAUUAUAAUUUUUUCUAGUGUUAGAUUACCCAAAAAUAUUAAUUUUAUAUAUGAUGGAAAUGCAGUUAAUGAACUGACAUACCUUGGGUUAAAUUUUUCAAGAACAGGUAGCUUUAUGAGUGCUAAGAAAAUUUUAGUUCGAAAAGCAAAUAAAGCAAUGUAUGAAGUAUUGAAAAAGGGGAGGUUGCACAAUUUGUCAGUGAAAUCCCAAUAUGAUCUAUUUGAUAAAAUUGUGAAGCCAAUCCUACUAUAUGGAUGCGAGAUUUGGGGUUUCAGUAAUACUGAUAUUAUAGAAAGAGUGCACUUAAAAUUUUGUAAACUAUUACUAAACCUUAAGAAGUCGACACCUAAUUUUAUAAUUUAUGGUGAACUUGGUAUUUAUCCCACGUCUUUAUAUAUACAGCUGCGUAUGGUUAAUUUUUGGUCAAAAAUGGUAAAUAGGGAUGAUAACAGGAUUGCUAAAAUAUUAUACAGAUACAUGUUCUUGAAGAAUUCUGACAACCAAUUUAGGUCAGAUUGGUUGAAAUACGUUAAAGAUACAUUAGAUAGAUGUGGGUACAGCAAUCUAUGGUUGUCACAAGGACAUUUUAAUCCUAAAUGGUUAGGUAUUAGUUUAAAACAAAGGUUAUUUGAUCAUUUUCAACAGAAAUGGAGAGCAGAUAUUGACUGUUCAUCAAAAGGUUUGGCCUACAAAUUGUUUAAACAAAAAUUUGAAUACGAAGAAUAUCUGAAUAUUUUAAGUGAUAAAGAUAGAAUAACAUAUUGUAGAUUUAAAACGGGAAACCACAAGUUACCCAUCGAAACUGGUAGAUGGAAUAAAAUUGAACGUAACUUUAGAUAUUGUAAUUUAUGUCAUUGUAACGGGAUUGGGGAUGAAUUUCAUUACAUUUUGCAGUGUAGUUCUUUGACAAACUUUCGAGCACAAUAUUUGGAUACUUUUUUCUUGCACAGAAGUAAUAUACUAAAGUUUGGAAAACUAUUUCAGUUAAAAUUAAAAAAUAAGUUAAAAAAGCUGUGCAAAUUUAUCAGGGUUAUAACUUUUCAAGCAAGUCUUCCUGGUUAAUCACCACUCUUCGCCACUACUGUGUUAUUUUGUUUUAUUUUAUUUUUUCUUCUCAACUUGUCGUGUGUUUAUGUUAUGUUAUAACUUUUGAUGAACUUCUUUGUACCAUUGUAACUAUAUGGUGUUUGAGAAAUAAAGAAUCUUGAGAACUUUUCAGAAUCAAAUAAAUAUAUUGACAUAAAGUUUGCCAAUGUCUUGAAUGGCAUGCCGAACCAUAAUUACCAUGCCACAACAUUAUAUUGACAUUGGGCAUUGGUGACAAAAAUAUAUUUUAUAAAUGGAAAGCUUUUGAAAACUUGUGGGGCAAACUUGGAUGCUGCUUAAUGCUUUCAGAAAUAUGCCUUUUGUGGUGUAUUUUUAAUGAUUUCCCUUGAAAUUACUGCAUUGUGAUGUUUAAAUUGACAAUUUGGAUUAUAUUAUGAUUUUUUUUCAGUAAGUGCUACUUUGGAUAACUUCAUUAUCAUAUAUGCAAUACUUCAAUUUUUAUUUACAAUAAUUAUUUAUUUUUAUUCCUACACCAUAAAAUUUAUAUACAAGUCCAUGUUCCUUGUUUGUAUUAGUUACAUCAUGUACUUGUAUAUCUUGCUUAUAUUUUGCAAAUUUUGAAAAAACAUAGUGUGUAUAGCAUAAUAUUUCAUGUUUUAUCAGUCAAUAUUGUAGUGGUAAAAAAAAAUGAUUAAUGUGUGUACAUGUAAUUAAGUCUGAGUGAGGAUUGGGUUUAUGAAUUCAUGAACUUGUACUUGAGUUUCAGUUGAAUUGUUGUUAUUUUAUGCACUACAUAUAUAGUGUGCUGUUAUAUUAAAAGUAAAAUUAUUUGUAUUA